Messenger RNA from Mytilus californianus (California mussel), 2564 nucleotides. RefSeq lists its product as uncharacterized. The record is from RefSeq and is a predicted model, not a curated record. Gene Ontology annotation, biological process: regulation of apoptotic process. NCBI's taxonomy places the organism in Eukaryota, Metazoa, Mollusca, Bivalvia, Mytilida, Mytilidae. The transcript has 7 exons. Bases 84 to 2564 code for a protein of 826 amino acids.
AUUAUCCAUUCUACUAGUUUCAAGAUACAAAUUAAACAUCAUUUCUAUUAUGUUACAGAAAACGACUUCUAUAUGUUACAAGCAUGGCUUCAAGAAAGGGUCGAAAAGAGAGGGAAUACUACUUAAAAAUUGUAUAUAUAUUGUUUCAAAGAGUCCCGCGAGUUCUCGAGAAACAUAUCGAGAGAAAACAUAACAUCGAACUUCUUGUUGCUAUUGAGAAAACGGAGGAAGAUCUAAAAAAAGUUUUAACAAUAGAGGAAUGGAAUCAUAUAUUUCAUAUUAAAAGUAUCUACAAGCAUCAGUUAUAUCCUUAUUACGAUGGUAUUUUGUUGAACGCAACACUUGAUACAUCUGUCAUGGAUUUUUUAAUAAAAGAGGGAGUAUUGACACUGGAAGACAGUGACAAAGUAGGUAUAUGCGCAGGUCAGACAGAGAAGAACAAAUUUAUAUUAGAUAGAAUGAUGGACCAAUCAGAAAAUGCAUGCGAUCUUUUUCUAAAGGCUUUACAAAGAGACCAUACAAAUUUUGCAGAGAUUUGCAUGAAAAUCAACACACAGGAAGUUGAUCUGGUUCAACUGGAGGAAAACCAAGAAAUUGGUCACAACUUGAUUCGUAUUAGAAAGAACUAUUAUAUGUUAGUACGGGAACUGUCUAAUACCUCUGGUAUCAUUGAUCAUUUAAUAGAGGUUGAAGUUCUUAAUACCGAUGAUAUGCAAGAAAUCAUGUCUAUUGAUGUACAAUCUGAAAUGAACAGGAAGUUAAUUUCAAAGAUUAGAACAGCAAAAGGUUACUCGGAGUUCCUCGUUGCUUUGCAUGAGGACGAAGUGAGUUCAGUGGUGGCUGAUAUCAUAGAACGCACACCUGUAAAAGAGGAGGACAUUGCGCGUUAUAAACCAACUCCUCAAUAUCAGAGUAUUGGAACCAGUUUAGGAUUAUCCAUCAUGAUAUCAUUAUGUGCAACUUUUGACAAAGUGACCAUACCAAAGGCUGGGCCAAUCAAAGAAGAUAAAAGAAUUCAGGCAGACCUGAAACGAUUGACCGUACACAUGCAAUUCAUUAUUGAAGAAGAGGAAAUUAACGAGGCAACGUACAAUCAUCUGGCUAGUGAGUUGAAUAAAAUUAUUCAAAGACUUGGUGGUGAAGACGUCACACAAAGUUGCGACGAAUAUUUUAAGUCAUUAUCUUGCGGACAUGAGAUGAACUGUAUAUUGAACAAAAUAAAAAAACAAAAGCGAAAAGAAAGCAUUGAAAGAGAAAUUAUAAGAGAAAUAGAGAUCGAAAUGAAAAUUCCGAAAAAUGUCCGAGAACGGCAUAACGCAUUGAUAACCCAGUGGGAAAGAAACGAUGAAGUUUUUUCUGUUACUCGUGCAACAGGAAAAAUCAUGCAAAUUGUUCAAGAAAAUAGCCAUACAACAAUUGUCGGUAGUCCAGGGUCAGGACAAACUUCCAUUUCACGGCAUGUAGCACUGGAACUAAAACAGAAAGAGGAGUAUCAUAUUGUUCCUGUCGACAGUGUCAAGGAGAUAUUAGCGUAUGGAAACGUUAACUCGAGACAAGUAUUUGUUCAUGACGAUAUUUUAGGUGUUUAUGGUGUUGAUGUGAACAAUGAAAACAAAUUAGACUCAAGAUGCAAGGCUAUUGUCAACCUAAUGGAGACAAGCGGUUCAAAACUCGUCAUGACAUGCAGGAAAGCUGUUUUCAAUUCCGUAAAACUUACAGCGUCGCUAGUUUCAAAAGAUGCGUUUGAUAUAGAUCGAGAAGAGAACAAGUUGACAAGAGAAGAUAAAGAGGGGAUUCUUAAAGCUCAUUGCAGCAAACACAAUGUUAACCCUGACAUGUAUGAUUCGUUAUUUCUUGAAUCAGCUUUUAUCAUGUUUCCAUUAUUAUGCGAGUUGUUUGCUAACCAGAAAAAAUAUCAACAGAUCGGCUCUCGAUUCUUCACUCAUCCGUAUGAGUGUUUAAUAGACCAAUUAAAGAAACUUCAAGAAAGAAGCACACGACAGAAGGGACAAACUGAGGGAUAUUACUAUGCAGCGUUGGUUAUGUGCAUGAUAAAUGGUGGUAAACUUUCAACGGACAAUUUCCCUGACCCUGUCAUCAAAGGAGACGUUUAUGAACAGUGUGAAUUGGAUCAGGGAACCUCUAAGUAUACUAUUCUGAGAGCAUUAGAAGAAUUGGAAGGCACAUACACUGUAAAUUCUGGUAAACAGUUAUCGUUCAUUCACGAUACUAUAUUCGAAGUAAUUGCUUAUCAUCAUGGGACGAAGUAUCCGAAUCAAAUAUUAAAAUAUUUGUCAACCAGUUAUAUAACAAAUAUGGUCACCGUAGGAGAAGCCCAUAAUGCUCUUUGUAUUCUCCUGCAAGAACAUGAUUAUCAUUUAUUAGCAGAGAGAAUAUACAAAGACAUACAGAGCAUAGAACUGAAUCACGUUUUUAGAAAUCCAGCUUUAAUGCACAUUGCUUUUUUCAAAGUUUUCAAACAAAUGUUACAAAACAAACCAUAUAAUGAACUAAAAAAUCUUUUUCCACAAUCAAGACGAAACGAAUUGUACAAAUAUUGUUGA